Molecule: messenger RNA, 1089 nt
Organism: Rodentolepis nana
Lineage: Eukaryota; Metazoa; Platyhelminthes; Cestoda; Cyclophyllidea; Hymenolepididae
Source: the annotation of a GenBank genome assembly
AUGGGAGUUCAUGGGUUAUGGGCCAUCCUGAAUCCCAUUCAAGAGCAUAUUCCUCUUCGUGGUCUCGGUGGAAAAAAGCUUGCAGUCGAUCUCAGUGGGUGGGUUUGCGGUGAUAUGUGCGUCAAUCAACGUGUUCAAACGGGUUGUAAGCUCUAUCUUCGGAACCUUGUAUUCCGCCUUAUAGCUCUCCUCCGCGAGUCAAUUCUCCCCAUAGCAGUUACUGAUGGAACAGCUCCCGUCAUCAAAGCCCAAGCUAUGCAAUGUCGACGUCAGUUCUCAAGACUAAAUAGUUCUAAUGAUCCAACAAAAUCGAUUUCUCUUAAACGUGCCCAGUUUUCCCUGUCCCAUUUAUUUCAGUAUAUUGCUUACUACACUUCAUUGCAGUGCGUUCAACUCCUGCGCGCUCUUGGUAUUCCUUGCAUAGCUUCUCCCGGCGAAGCUGAGGCCAUGUGUGCUUUUUUGGACAUGGAAAAUUUGGUUGACGGAUGCGUGACAAAUGACGGUGAUGUUUUUCUCUAUGGUGCCAAAGUAGUCUAUCGUCACUUUUCUCUCAACUCUAGGGAUGCCUCAGUGGAAGCCUAUUUCAGUGAACACGUUAACACUCGCGUUGGUCUCUGUCGAAAAUCCCUCGUUUUAUUGAGCCUCGUACUUGGGUGUGAUUACUGGCCCCAAGGGGUACCUGGUGUAGGCCCUGUCUCAGCUGGUCGUGCUCUGGCUCAAGUAGACAUCAACGAAGCUCUAGAUCGCCUUUCCAAUGGCAGUGAUACCUGCUCUUCCAGCAGUGAUGCUGAUAAAAUAUGGAGUAGUCCCAUAUGGCGCAAAAUUAUCAGAGGACUUACUGAAUGCCCGGUGACUCAUAUUGUGGAAGAGUUCUUAAUGCCUUGGAAGGAGCGUGGAUGGCAGAUGCCAACGUCAAAAAGUCUCCAAUGGACUCGGCCUAAUGUGCGUCAGGCCGUCGAAUUUUGCAUUAACUUUCUCGAUUGGCAACCCUCUUAUGCUCUGGCUCAAUUCACUCCGUUGUUAGCUCUUUGGAUUAUUCGGUCGUCUAAUGCUGAGUCGUUUGUGGGGAUUAUGGAGCCACUUAGGUGA